Anopheles coustani is the source of this 1967-nucleotide messenger RNA. RefSeq names its product isovaleryl-CoA dehydrogenase, mitochondrial. Gene Ontology annotation, molecular function: flavin adenine dinucleotide binding; 3-methylbutanoyl-CoA dehydrogenase activity. Gene Ontology annotation, biological process: L-leucine catabolic process. Gene Ontology annotation, cellular component: mitochondrion. The record is from RefSeq and is a predicted model, not a curated record. The transcript is spliced from 5 exons. The coding region runs from base 137 to 1420 and encodes 427 amino acids. NCBI's taxonomy places the organism in Eukaryota, Metazoa, Arthropoda, Insecta, Diptera, Culicidae.
CAAACUGGAACUGAAAAAAAAAGUUAUUAAAUUACUGGCACCGUCGAGCUUGUAAAGUAGUAUCAUAUUCCAAACCAAGUGUUUGUAGUUUUGUCUACAGUGAGAUUACUACCAUCAAGGGUUACGGAAGUGCACGAUGUCAGCGAUGCGUAACUUGACUACUGCGGCCAAGAUUUUGUCCAGAAAUCUUGCCCCAACAUGCCGACGAGCUGGCGGUUCCGUUGUACCGGCUCGGUACAUGCAGCACUAUCCGAUCGACGAAUGUUUGUUUGGUUUGAACGAAGAGCAGCAACAGCUAAGACAAACUGUGUUCAACUUCGCUCAAAAAGAACUGGCACCAUUUGCACAGGAGAUUGAUAGAAAAAAUGAAUUCAAGGACAUGCGCGCAUUUUGGCGAAAGCUCGGUGAUCUUGGAGUUCUUGGCGUAACGGUGAAACCGGAGUACGGUGGCCUUGGUGGAACCUAUCUGGAUCAUUGCAUCGUGAACGAAGAAAUUUCGCGUGCCUCCGGCUCGGUUUCCCUUUCGUACGGUGCUCACUCGAACCUUUGUGUCAACCAAAUCCAUCGCAACGGUAAUGAGGAGCAGAAGCAGCAGUACUUGCCGAAAUUGUGUAAUGGCGAGCAUAUCGGGGCACUAGCCAUGUCGGAGGCCGGUUCCGGCAGUGACGUUGUCUCGAUGAAGUUGCGGGCUGAUAAAAAAGGAGACUAUUACGUGCUAAACGGAACCAAAUUUUGGAUCACUAAUGGACCGGUGGCGGACACGUACAUUAUCUACGCCAAAACCGAUCUAUCCGCCAAACCGCAGCACGGAAUUACUGCGUUCAUCGUCGAACGCGACUCGCCCGGAUUCACCCAGGGUCCGAAAUUGGACAAGAUGGGCAUCCGCGGCAGCCCAACGGGAGAACUGAUCUUUGAGGACGUGAAGGUGCCCGCGAAAAACAUCCUUGGUGGGUUGAACAAGGGCGUUUACGUUCUGAUGUCUGGACUUGAUUUGGAGCGACUGGUGCUUGCUGCCGGACCGGUCGGUCUCAUGCAGGCUGCCUGCGAUGUCGCAUUCGAGUAUGCUCACACCCGGAAGCAGUUCAACACGCGCAUUGGAGAGUUUCAGCUGCUGCAGGGCAAGAUGGCCGAUAUGUACACGACGAUGAACGCGUGUCGGGCUUACCUGUACUCGGUGGCAAGGGCCUGUGACCAAGGAAAAGCAAAUCCUAAGGAUUGCGCGGGCGUGAUUCUGUACUGCGCCGAAAAGGCAACCCAAGUGGCCCUGGACGCGAUCCAGAUUCUCGGAGGAAACGGAUACAUUAACGAUUAUCCUACCGGGCGCAUAAUGCGGGACUGUAAGCUGUACGAGAUCGGCGCCGGAACAUCGGAAAUUCGACGUAUGUUGAUCGGACGUGCCCUGAACAAGGAGUACGAAUAGUUUUCAAUUACUAUCGGAUCCACCGAAGAGUGCAUCUCCGGUUGCAAUGUGACAACAUGCUAGCGAGCAGUGCACACAGUGCAUUUAUUGACUCAUAAGACGUUCAAAACGCAUCUAUAACUAUUCCAAAACACCUCAAGUGCAUUUACUAGUUGUAAUAUUUCCGGAAAGUGGGCAAAUAAAACUAUGCUGAGAUUUAAUUUGCAUAAUACUUUUUCUACUCUUUUCACGUUUUUUAUCGGAAAAGCACCAAAAUUUGAGAAUAUCACAAGAAAUGCUCUAAGCUCAAAAACACAGAACUCCACGCUAAAGGAAGGUGGUGCUAGUGAAAACGUGGAAUACGACAGAAAGACCACAUGGAUUGGAUGAGUUAGGUGUAAUCUUUGUUGCCAACGUCGAUAAGGAUUUUUAGAUUAGGUUACUAUUUGAAACUCAAACGGGUGCUCGGAAAUGUUACGUAAAAUCUACUGGACUUGGUACUGCCCAAGAAGGCCCACUAACGAAAUAGGCAUAAAAAGGAAGCAGAAAAAUUUAUCACCGAUGGAAA